Molecule: messenger RNA, 3207 nt
Organism: Eublepharis macularius
Lineage: Eukaryota; Metazoa; Chordata; Lepidosauria; Squamata; Eublepharidae
Product: semaphorin-3D-like
Exons: 18
Coding region: 207-2522 (771 amino acids)
Biological process (GO): positive regulation of cell migration; negative chemotaxis; semaphorin-plexin signaling pathway
Molecular function (GO): chemorepellent activity; semaphorin receptor binding
Source: RefSeq, a predicted model, not a curated record
UGUGCCAGGCACUUAUGCAGGAGAGCCUGCUAAGUUUGAGAUAGAACUGUAGUGUGAGAGGUAGAGCAUCAUUCAAGUUUUGGAAUUCCUUCCGUCUGUGAACCAGAAAAGCAUAGGCAGGUGGUAGGUGAAUUUCUUGGAGGGAAAAAUACACCUAUGAGGAAGAUUUUCUCACUGAAACAAGAACAUUUGGCAACUGAAACGGGAUGAUCAGUUUGAUUUUAUCUAGAUGCUGCUGCUUUGCAUCCAACAAAGCCCUAGUGGUUUGGUUUGUUCUGCUGGCUGUUGAGAACUGUUGUUGUUUGAAGCUGGGAGUUCCUCGCCUCCGCCUCUCAUAUAAAGAUCUGCUGAGAUCAAACAGUUUCCACCAGCUACUAGACUCUGAGGAUGACCUGGCAUUUCAGUCUCUUCUUGUGGAUGAGAACAGGGCAUGGCUGAUGGCAGGUGCAAAGAACCACAUAUUUUUGCUGCACCUUGAAAGUCCUAACAAAGAGCCUCAGAAGAUUUUCUGGCCAUCUCCUAUAGAUCAAAUGGAGCACUGCAAAUUGGCUGGGAAGAAUCCUGAGACGGAAUGUGCAAAUUUCAUCCGCCUCUUGCAGCGUUUCAAUAGCAGUCACGUGUUUGCCUGUGGAACUGGUUCCUACCAGCCCAUGUGUGCCUUCAUACAGCUCAGAGAUGGAGUGGAGGAACUAGGGAUUCCAGCUAUGCAGCUGGUAACUCACUCCAUUGAAUCUGGGAGAGGCAAGUGCCCCUACAGCCCCCAUGAGCCUUUUACAGGGCUUCUCAUUGAUGGUGAGUUUUAUUCAGGUGCUUCUAUUGACUUCAUGGGAAGCAGUGCUGCAUUCUUCCGCACAUGGCUGGAUAGGGCUGACCAGAACUACAUCCGAACAGAACAAAACCAAGAUAAUUGGUUAAAUGAACCUGUGUUUAUUGGUGCCUUUGCCAUUCCUGACACCUACAACCAUGAUGAUGACAAAGUGUACUUCUUUUUUCGGGAAACUGCUGUGGAAGCUGGACAGUGGGAGAAAAGACGCAUCCAUGCCCGGGUGGCUCGUGUCUGCAAGAACGAUGUUGGCGGAAAGUACAGCCUCAUCAACCGUUGGAGUACGUUCCUCAAAGCCCGGCUGGUUUGCUCAAUCCCAGGUUUGCAGGGUACUGAAACUCACUUUGAUCAACUGGAAGAUGUCUUCCUUCUUCGCACCCGCAGCUUGCAGAAUCCUCUUAUUUAUGGCCUUUUCACAGUAUCCAGUGGCAUUUUUAGUGGCUCUGCUGUAUGUGUCUAUUCCAUGGCAGCCAUUCGGGCUGCUUUCAGUGGGCCCUUUGCACAUAAGGAAGGCUUGGACUACCAGUGGAUAGAAUACAAAGGAAGGAUUCCCUACCCUCGUCCUGGAACAUGUCCCAGUGCAACAUAUGACCCACUUCUCCAGUCAACAAAGGACUUCCCUGAUGAAGUGAUCAGCUUCAUGCGUACCCAUCACCUGAUGUGGGAUCCUAUCUAUCCACUCCACUGGAAACCUGUUAUGAUGAGAGUCAACGUGCCCUUCCAGAUCAAACAGAUCUUGGUGGACAGGAUGGAGACAGAGGCUGGACAUGUUGAUGUCCUCUUCCUUGGAACAGAUGAAGGCAAAGUGCUGAAGGUGGGCAUUGCCAGCAUGAGAGGCCAAGAUCCUCAGGAGAUUAGCUUGGAAGAGAUCAGUAUUUCAAAGAUGCCUUUGGCCAUCCUAGACAUGCAGUUCUCUCUAAAAAGGCAGGAGAUGUUUGUGAGCAGCACAAAUGGCUUAGUCCAGCUCUCUCUAUACCGCUGUGAACUCUAUGGCAAAACUUGCACAGACUGCUGUCUUAGUAGAGAUCCCUACUGCACCUGGGAUGGCAAGUCCUGCAGGCCCUUUCUGCAUACCAAAAAAAGGCAAGCCCAGUGCCAAGAUGUGCUGAAAGCCAACCCAAUCAGACAAUGCCAAGAUGCUGCAAAGGGGAUUUCAGGGACUGAAGAAAAGGUAAUAUUUGGGGUGCAGAACAACUCAACGUUUCUUGAGUGCCUUCCACCUUCCCCUCAGACAACCAUUCGCUGGCUUGUACAGCACAGCAGUACAGCAAUCUUGGAAGAGAUUGGGAGUGCUGGCCGCUUUUCAGUCCUGGAGCAAGGUCUGCUGAUUAGUCAGCUGACACAAGAAGAUGCUGGGAUCUACCACUGCCAAGGCAUGGAGCACUCCUUUUCCCAGACCAUCACCCACUACAGCCUUCGUGUCAUUGGGCACCAGGCCAUGGAAGUAUUAGCUUUCAGGACUAGCAAAAGUACAGAAGAAGCAACAAGCCACCAUAGCAUCAUCCCCUGGACAGAGAUGCAGCUUCAUUACAAAGGCUACUCAAGGGCUUUGGGUGCACCCAGCACCAAUUUGGAUGAGUUUUGCAAUGCUCUCCAGCAGAGGAAAAGGCGGAGGCCGAAAGAAUGGAAUCGGAAGUGGCAACAGCAUCUGCAGGAAAGCAGGAGAGGCAGAGUGCGGAGGCAGCCUGGGCCUCCAUAGCAACAUUAUGCUGGCUUUAUACUGCAAAUGGAUGAAAGAAACUGAGCUCACUAAGACUAGUGAAGGUAUUCUGAGCCCCUUCAACUGUACAGGUCCAUGCAGACAAGCCUGCAUGUUGGGGCCUCUAGGCUGCACCUGCUGCACAAGUUCUUCUCAAGGUGCAAUUUCAAUUUCUGCCAUCUUCAUAAACUUGGCUAUCUGGGGAAAGUAGGAACGAGAGCAAAUACAGAUGUGUGAAGAAUUCAGUGGGAUUCCAUACCAAGCCUCAGGCUAAACAGAUUGAUUUUUCUGGUCUAGCUACUGACAAGACUCUUUUCACUAUGGGCUGGUGUAAGGUGCUGCCAAGUAACUCUCAAACACUUCACUACAUGAGUCCAGGAAGUGCAUGAGUUAAAGCAUUUUAUUGAUAAGCUACUAGUUCAUACACUAUUACAUUCCUUGUCAGGAAUGGCCUUUCUCUACAAACACAUAAUGCAUAUACGAUUCUAAGCCCAGCCCGCCCCCUUCAGAGAACAGUUAGCUAAGUAUUAAAGAUGAACAGCAGAACCCUGAAACUUUCCAGGCUGCAAGAGAUAACUGCAGGCUGUCACAUUCCAGGCAGCGAACAGCUUCUAACUUCAGAGUUAUACAGAAUCAAACAGGCCUUGCAGAGUAUGACAGGAGACAUCCUGACAGCUGGACAAAA